Messenger RNA from Megalops cyprinoides (Indo-Pacific tarpon), 741 nucleotides. Its product is annotated as hepcidin-1-like. Bases 85 to 333 code for a protein of 82 amino acids. The record is from RefSeq and is a predicted model, not a curated record. NCBI's taxonomy places the organism in Eukaryota, Metazoa, Chordata, Actinopteri, Elopiformes, Megalopidae. The transcript has 3 exons.
UCACAUCUACAGUACUUGUUACCCGAAGGAAGAACAAGAUCCCAAACAGUCAUCACUGCUGUCUUGUAGAAAACUGAACUGAAAAUGAAGUUUGUUUCCUUGGCAAUUCUUGUGGUCCUCAGCAUGUGUGUCCUCCACUGCACCACCGCACAGCGCUCCGAGAGCAGCAGGCAGGAAGAGGUUGGUGAUGAAGAACUGCAGAUGGAUGACGUCAUGAUUUUCUCAGCUGAGAAGAGUCAGAUGGAACAGUCGAACUUCAGGGCAAAGCGGAGCGGCCGAUCGUGCAGAUUCUGCUGCAAGAAUGGACACUGUGGAAUCUGCUGCUCUUUCUGAGGUGGCUGUGGCUUCUGUAGUAGCCAGAAGAAAGCAUAUCUUAGGAUCUGAGUAUUUACGAGGGAAGCCAACGUGUACUCUGCUGCAUCAUAAAAUAAAAGCUCCACGUCUUGCAACUGAAAUGUAAACAUUGUUUCAUCUGGUUUGAUGCCCACAAGUACCUACUCAUCAAACGAUGGUAAAUCUGUUCUGGUUGACAAGUGUUAUUUUCAUCAAAAUCUCAAAACGCAUCUCUCUUAACGUCAAUGACUGACCGAGGAGUCAGGGCUAGAAAGACCCCUGAACUGGAGGGGCGUCUGAUUUUUAUCAUCUCUUUGUUGAUAAAUGUACUCAGCAAGGUGAAAUACAACAUACAUGGGCCAUCAAAUGUACUUUUGGUGCUUAUUUGUCAUUCACAUAUUGUCCAAU